CCUAAAUACACCUAACUUCACUGCACUUCACUGUUGAUCCUGUUGAUCAUCAAUCUAAAAAGUUGUAAAUAGAUACACAAUUCAUUAAUAUUUGGAACAUAACCAAUCUGUUGACAAGUGCAUCAUAUAAAAAAUUACUCAUAAAUUUACCGUGGAAAUAUGACCCCGGUUGUAAUGAAUGCACAAAUACUUUAGUAAAACGUUAAGACAGACAAAGUUUGACCUCCUUCUCUUCAGUAAGCAGAGCAUUUAACUGCCAGCUGCUUUUGAGUACAGAUCAUGCUGCAACAAAACAUUUAACUCCAUCAUUAAUAAUGCCAGAUAGGAAUCAAAAAAUGGAAAACAGUGAAGAACAAAAAUGCCACAUUAAUGAAGCCAAAGCAUCCACAUCUCUGGAAUGUUCAUCUAAUUCAAAAACUGAAACAGAAGAUGACAAUACAAAGGGACACAAGGCACAAAAUUUUAUGGUUGGUGGAAUAAUAGGAGCAUCGCCGCCAAAGUUUGUUUCUCUUGACGAAAUUAUGAAAGCUGCGAAUGGUAUGAAGAACAUGGCUUUGGCUCAUGAGAUUGCCGUGGAUAAAAAUUUUCAACUACAAAAAGUUGAGCUUGAAGAUGGUACAUUUCACAGAAGAGUAAAAGAAAUCAUGCACAAAGCAUUUUGGAAUUUAUUAGCUGAACAAUUGGCUGAGGAUCCUCCGAAUUAUACACAAGCAUUGGUGUUAUUAAAUGAUAUUAAAGAGAGAUUAGAUGAACUGGUCUUACCGCAUCAUGCAAAAAUUCGAGAAAAUUUAAAAGAAGUACUUGAUGUAGAUUUAAUUAAGCAACAAGCAGAGAAAGGUGUUUUGGACUUCCAACAUUAUGCGCAAUACGUUAUUUCAAUAAUGAGUAAAGUGUGUGCACCAGUAAGAGAUAGCAUGAUCAGAGAACUUGGUCAAAAAACAGAUGUUAUUGAAGUAUUUAGGGGUAUAAUGGAAAUAUUGCAAUUAAUGCGUCUUGAUUUGGCAAAUUUUACUAUCACCAUGAUGCGACCAAACAUAGUUGCUUGGAGUAUUGAGUAUGAAAAAGCAAAAUUUGCUGAGUUCUUAAAAAUCAAUGCAAACGGUUUACAACAUACAGAGAAAUGGUUAUUAAGGCAUUUUGAUCCUACAAAGAUAAUAGCUGAUUCGGCGGAUAUUAACACUGUGCGACAGACAACACAUUGUCUUUUGACCGAAGCAUAUUUGGAUCUUCUAGAAUGGGAUUUCAGCCCAGACGCGGAAACUUUGAUGCUCGAUCAAGGUAGAUUAUUGGAACUGCGUGAUAAGACUAGUAGAUUAAGUGUUAUUGGAGCUGUAAUAUUGCUAUCAAAUAACACGAUUGGCCCACCAAUUCAUGGAGUAUCGAGUUUCAAGAAGAAUAUAAAACAACAUCUUAAUGUACUAUUGGAAUCUGUGCAUUCAAACAAGGAUUUGGAAACUGCAAUGCCAAAUAUUGUGUUACAACUAAAAGCGGAUGUAAAAUUAACGUUACAAGAGAUACAAGCUGCUCCGUUGUCUUCAGAAUUAGAAACAUUAUUAGAAGGACAAAUAUUAGAGCUUGUUAAACAAGAGCAUAAAAUUAGACACCUUAUAAGUUUGAGAAUUCGACAGUUUCUGCAAAAAAUAAUACUAUCACAAUCAGCAGCACCACAGCAAGUACCACCCGGGCUUUCCUCACUUCAAGAAGAAUUGACAGCUAUAACAGCUCAGUUUUUAAUACUCAUUUCGCAUAAUCGGAGUGUAUUUGGAGAAUACUACCAAGAAAUUGUGACCAAUGCACUUAUAAAAAAGGAAGCUGAGAAUAAUGAAGAUACAAGUGGAAUUCAUACCAUGGAAUUAUAA
Molecule: messenger RNA, 1859 nt
Organism: Dufourea novaeangliae
Lineage: Eukaryota; Metazoa; Arthropoda; Insecta; Hymenoptera; Halictidae
Product: T-complex protein 11-like protein 1
Exons: 8
Coding region: 315-1859 (514 amino acids)
Biological process (GO): signal transduction
Source: RefSeq, a predicted model, not a curated record